UGAUCGACUCCAUAAUUUAAGUCCAUUAAGUAAUUAGUAAAUUAAUUAGAAGGGAGUCAUGAAAAGUUUCCUGUUUGCACGCACAGAUGAGAGCGGGGCUUCAAUAUUAGCUGGAUUGCCAUAAAAACAGUCCUUUGAACAUUAAUCCCGGCGUGAGUUUUCCAGGUCGCGCAAUUACAUAAGUGUGCGUACAGCGGGGACUGCGGUGUGGAGCGGAGAGGAGGGUUGAGCUCAGGCUCUGUUUUGACGCUGUGGGGAAGAGCAGAGAGGAGGAGUCAUUCCGCCAACUGCUGGCCUCUCAGAUCUAAUCUGGAUUACAGUUUGCUCCACUCUGCAGCCAGGACACCAAUAAUCACAUUAUUCUGUUUCGGCCUGACGCCUCCCGAAGCGGGCGGAAGUGGCGAUGUCAAGUCGUGGCACCGCCGCUGGCGCGCUUGUCUCUCAAAGCUGAACUGCGCGUUUAAACACCAGUCAUUUGUUCUCGGGAGUUUGGAUGGUUUCCCCAGCGAAGGUGAUGUGAGUGAAGUUGGGUGAGCGUUCCUGCGGGAGGUGGUUGGCUGGGUGGCGUGCAUCCCCGUGUGCAGAGCACGCAUUCUGCAGCACAUCCAGACCGAUCACUGCAGCCUGCGCUGGAAGCGCAAUAAAUUACUCUGGACCUCACCCAACCUCUGCCACUGAUAUAUUAGAAGGGCAGAUGGUCAGUCAUGGCACGUUUAGAGGAAUAUCUGCUCCACUUUCCACUCCCAAACGACAAACCAAGAACACGAGGUCUAGGCUUGCCCGUACCUUUGUCUCCAGUCCUCUGAGGGUUACACCUCCUCACUCUUACUUGUGCAAAAUUUCAUCCACAGUCCUGCCUGGAAAGCUGCCAACUCCCUGCUGACUCUAUAUUCCACUGAGCAGCGGAGGUUUUCCUCCUCCUGUCAGCACGAACUGAUCCAAAUUGACUUGCAAGUGGAAAUUGAUUAGGGGUCCAACACAAUGAACUGCACCCACCCUGAGAAGGAUUUUCCAGUUGUCCAUGCAGUUACAGUCUCCCAUGCAUUCGUGUCUCGGAGGGCUACAACUCCAUCUGUUUGACCACAUCCUCAUCUUCGCUCCUCAUUAAUAGCCAUCAUGGAGGACAGCAAGCUGAUCUUCAGUCUGGACCGCCAUGAGGAGGGUCCUUCUGUGACCUUUUCCAAAGACAAACCAGAAAGCAGGGAGAGCCAGCCUGAACCCAGUUUGUGGAUCAAUCUGGACCUUAGCCAAGGGCAACGCUCCCAGCCUCUCUUCCUGCCUCACUCCCCCUCUUCCCCAGGCUCGUUAGCUGAUCUAUCAGAGUCAUCAGCAGGCCUGCCUGUCACCACCAACCUAGUGAAAUCUUCCUCCACGGAUCUGGAGCCAAGGGAGAGCAGCUCUUUAAGAAGCAAGCCCCUCCUCAGUCUGGUCAAGUCUCUGAGCACAGAGAUCUCCCGCCGUGUAGAGCCAGAAGUCAACCUCUCCAAGUCUGACUCCAAGCUACAUUUGCAUCCUUUUAAGCAGCUUACAUAUCCAAAGAUCCUGGAGGCCAGACCUGAAACAGGAGGAAUGGAUGAGAACGACGCCUGGGUUUCACCUCCCUCCAUGGGCAGCAUGUCUCCCACGGAGCCACGGGGCAGUUCGCUUAUCGCUGAGCUGGAGGACACACGGCGGAAGUUCUCGGAGGCCAUGCAGGACCCACUGAGCAUGCUGAGUAAGAUUAUGGGGGAUGAAAGCUCUGGAAGCCCCAAGCAGGGGAGGACUUCUGGUGCAGGAGAAUCACCAGCCUCCCACAGCACUGGUGGAAGAGAUGGAAGCAGCGACGAAGCAGGCCUCAGGUGUCGGAGGAGAACUGAUGGUGAGCACAAAGGGGUGUGUGACACUGCCGUCAGACGACUCCAAAAGGAUUCAUUAAUGAAAUCCUCCAUCUCCCCAGAACGGCACACCCACAGCAGAGACAAACAUUUGGAAAUCUGCACCUAUGGGGAUAUGAUUCAGGUGGUGGAGCGCCAGAACAGCUCCAGAGAGACACAUCCUAGAACUUACCCUCAGUGUCAAGUGACAGUGCCGGGUUCAUCUUUGCCUCUUCACUGGCUCUUUCCUGUGGGCCUUCUAGCUUAUGGUUUCUUUGUCCUGCCUCUUCCUCCCUACGUGACAGGUCUGUCCGUGGGGAUUGCGUGUGGCUUUAUGCUGGGCUUGGUACUGGUGUUCAUGUUUGCCCCACAACGCUCAGCCGCCAAAAGGAACUGGGUCUUACAUAGCAAACUCAGUGCCAUGAACGACAAUCCACUGGACGGAGAGCUUGCAAAUCUACACAACCUACAGUCUAACUGUGGCAGAUCAAGACGACAGGGCUGGAUGAAUGAGACACACAGCUAUGACCCUGAGACUUUCCACCCCUCCAUCACACACUCUGUCUAUGUUACACUGGAAGGCAGCCGGCUGCAACUAGCAUACCCACGUGCCAACAUCGCCCGGUGGGCUUCUUUCGACGAGACACCCCACAAAGCCGUGUUUCUGCAUUCACGCACUUACCAGCUGGCUAACUGUAAGGUGUCUCUGGUGCCUCCUGGUUUGGCUCGUAAGAGGGUAUGGAACAGGAAGUACCCAAUCUGCAUCACUCUGGCUGAGGGGGAGGAAGGGGAGGAAAGCGUGGUUGAAGGGCAGGAAACCGAAGAAGAAAGGGCAGAGAAAAACACAGAUCCCCACCAGCAGUUUCCCGUCACCCUCUACCUGUUUGGGCGCACUGGAAGAGAGAAGGAGGAGUGGUUCCAGCAUUUUGUGUCAGCCUCCAGAGCCGGAGCCCAGACCAGUGUGAGCGAUGAAGGAAACACAGAAACACUAAGCAGUGGAGAGACCAUUAAAGAAAGCACAGAGGAGCUGCCUGAUUUCCCAGGAGCAAUGAAAGCAAGAACCCUACUGGACUACAGCUCCUACAUGAUUCAGCUAAUGGGCUCAGAAAGUUGCAGUCCCACCCCCAGCCCCUGCCACAGUGACAAGGGAAGCCCCACGACUUCCAAGAAGAUUGACGCCAAAGAGCAUGGUUCUGGAGGUCAGGGUGGAGCUGAGGCUGGUGCAGGUAGUGGGCCGGGGGAAUGCUCUGCAGAGAGUGAGCCCACCUGGGUUAACUGUCUGGUGGGAAGAAUCUUCUGGGACUUUCUCCGGGAGAAAUAUUGGGUCGAUCAGGUGGCGCACAAAAUCCAGAAGAAACUCAGCAAGAUCAAGCUGCCGUACUUCAUGAAUGAGCUGACUCUGGCUGAUCUGGACAUGGGCACCUGCCUACCUCAUAUCCUUAGCACAUCCAAACCUACGCUGGACUCCAGAGGUCUGUGGCUACAGCUAGAGUUGGUGUACACCGGCUGCCUUCAGAUGACCCUGGAGACCAAGAUGAACCUGUGUAAGCUGGGUAAAGAGGGAGAGGAUGAGGCUCACAGUGUACCAGAGACCCAGAAAGUGGGCUCUAAGAUGAAGCUGUGUAUACUGGCCGAUAGUGAUGAAGAGUCAUCCAGCGCAGGGUCAUCUGAUGAAGAGGAGGUGCCUCCGUCUGAGCUACAGGGAUGCGUGGGAGACAAGAGUCCUGUAAUGGCAGCCGAGGGGCACACAGGUGGCAGGACAAGCAGGAAAAUCUUGAGAUUCGUGGACAAGAUAGCAAAGUCCAAAUACUUCCAGAAAGCCACAGAGAAUGAGUACAUAAGAAAGAAGAUAUCUGAGGUCUCCAACAUGCCCCUGAUGCUAAGCGUUGAGGUCCUGGAGCUUUCUGGGACACUGGCCAUCAACAUCCCUCCUCCUCCUACUGACAGGAUAUGGUACAGUUUCCGGUUGCCUCCCAGGUUGGACCUUCACGUGCGUCCCAUGCUGGGGGAGAGGGAGGUCACCUUCACUCAUGUCACUGAGUGGAUUGAGAAAAAACUGCAGUGUGAGUUCCAGAAAGUGUUUGUCAUGCCCAACAUGGAUGAUCUUUAUCUGCCCCUCAUGACAUCUGGACUGGACAACCCACCCGCAUCCCACCAUUCCUCAAUCCAUUCCUCAUCCCAGCAGUCGUCCAUGGAGUCUCAGGAGUACCUGUCAGAGUAGGCGCGGCUGACGCCUCAGAUGUUGAGGCUAAAUUGCUGAUGUUCAGCUAUUAUCCUGAAUCUCUAAUGGAUUCAGAGGCUGCUGCAGCUGGGUCCCAGCUUGAGUGGGUUCUCUGUUACCAGUGCAGGACAAAUGUCUCCUGAAGCCUCGCUGAGCUCAGCAGUGACCUCGUGACUGUGAGAAUGAUGCUGCAGUGCCCCCUACUGUGAAGUUCAUUACUGACAAGAGAAGUGUUUUUUAAAAUGCUGACAACCGCUAACUGCACAAAAUUAAAGGGUUAUUGAUGUAUUUUUAAAAGGGAAUGCUGUUUGAGCCAACUAUCAUCCAUCCAUCCAUCCAUCCAUCCAUCCAUCCAUCCAUCCAUCCAUCCAAGAAAGAAUAAAAUUUGAUGAAAACUUC
Molecule: messenger RNA, 4473 nt
Organism: Oreochromis niloticus (Nile tilapia)
Lineage: Eukaryota; Metazoa; Chordata; Actinopteri; Cichliformes; Cichlidae
Product: testis-expressed protein 2
Exons: 14
Coding region: 1117-4074 (985 amino acids)
Cellular component (GO): endoplasmic reticulum
Molecular function (GO): lipid binding
Source: RefSeq, a predicted model, not a curated record